GUGAGGAGGAGGAAGACACAGCAGUACUCUACCAAACAAUUCUAAAGACCCAGCAGCUUUUGUUACUGGUUUCUUUUUAAGUCUUAUUUGAAGUAGUGAAGAGAAACUCAGACAUGUCAGACAGAUGUGUUGAAAUCAUGAGAGACAGCCGUCAGUCGUGGAAUGAUAUCCCAGCAGGAAGACAGCUUCUCAGAACUCCUCCUAUGACCGUUGUGAAGCAACAAUUACAUUUUUGUAAUGAAGAUUCAAGUGAGGAGCAGGUGGAGCCCCAGCUGGAUAUGGAGGCAGAUACUGCAGUUGAAGAUGGCAAUGACCAAAAUGCGACAUUCAACGCAAUUGUACCAAAAACAGAACCAGAAGAACCUAACACCAUGCUGAAAGGAAUGAAGGGCUGUCAGCUGACGCAGAAUGACUUGGAGUUUAUGGAAAAGAUUAAAGAAGAUAAACUUAUUAAACAGCUGCAGGGUGAUUUGAAAGAGGUGCAGAGGUUGGUCAGUAAAGAACUGAUGCAAUUAGAGCUGGCGUUAGCUUCCAGGGAGAAAGCACAGGCUGAUCUAAAGCCGUCCUGUGAAGACCUCAUGGAGUGGGUAAAGAAGGUCCUCAGCAUGACGUCACCAUCCACCCAAUUGGCAGACCUGGACCUCGAUUGUUUCCUGGACACGGUGACGAAAGAAACCGUCCAAAAAGCCACGGAGGAGAAGCGGAUUGAGAUCCCUCGGAUGGAGAACAUGGUGGCAAACAAGAAGAAGAGGGAAGCGAAAGAGAGAGGGCAGCUUGAACAAAAUGUGGCCAGUCAACAGCUGAAGGUACAUGGAUUAAUGAGCCAAAUGUCAAACCUGAUAUGUGAACUUUCACAAGAAGAGGACGCAUAUAAGGCUCUUGAAAUCCGGAUGAACACUCAAGAAGCAGCAGCAGGAAUGGAAGCAGAUAAAGUUGUCGUCAAAGAGGAACCACAAGAUCCUAAAGUGCAAGCCAAAACUCGUGGAAAGGGAAGACUGAAGGCUGUUACGUUUCAAGAUCAAGCAAAGAUCAAAACUAAAUCCAGGCGCAAGCUCGCAGACGGUAAAACUGAGAGUGGGAAACAUGAUAAAGAGAAGCCAACGAAGGCUGUUAAAGAAUCCAAAGGGCCACAAAAGAGAGUCCAGAAGCAAGAGGCAAGUUCCCAAGAGGCUUUGCAGUCUGUAGGAGGGAGGAGAAAGAAACCUGCAGCUACAAAACCAAAAAGUGGUGUGAAAACUGAGGAAGCUCCGUCCACGACCCGACGGGAAGCUCCGUCCACGACCCGACGGGAAGCUCCGUCCACGACCCGAGGGGAUGCUCCGUCCACGACCCGACGGGAAGCUCCGUCCACGACCCGACGGGAAGCUCCGUCCACGACCCGACGGGAAGCUCCGUCCACGACCCGACGGGAAUCUCCGUCCACGACCCGAGGGGAUGCUCCGUCCACGACCCGACGGGAAGCUCCGUCCACGACCCGACUGGAAGCUCCGUCCACGCCCCAACAGGAAGCUCCCCCCCAGGGCAGGAAGGAGGAGACCACUGUUCUGAGGAGGUCCAAGAGGAUCGCCAGCAAGUCUCACUGACACCACACCUGUUUUAAUAAUGGUGGAUGUCGUGCCCUACAAAAUCAAACACAAAAAACCUGGUGAACCCCGCUACAAUUAGUAUUGGACUGUAACACCCUUGACUUAGUCUUGUUGCUAAGUCACUUUCAGUAAUGGGUUUGACAUUAAGUUGUAUUCUAUUACAUGUCAUUUUAAGAAUCUGUUUAAUUUGUAAUAUGAAAAUAAAGUGGUGAUUUCAUGAGA
This is a messenger RNA of Gymnodraco acuticeps, 1808 nucleotides long. RefSeq lists its product as uncharacterized. The record is from RefSeq and is a predicted model, not a curated record. The coding region runs from base 114 to 1583 and encodes 489 amino acids. NCBI's taxonomy places the organism in Eukaryota, Metazoa, Chordata, Actinopteri, Perciformes, Bathydraconidae. The transcript is spliced from 8 exons.